This is a messenger RNA of Hypomesus transpacificus, 1407 nucleotides long. RefSeq names its product olfactory receptor 5M11-like. The transcript has 2 exons. The record is from RefSeq and is a predicted model, not a curated record. Gene Ontology annotation, cellular component: membrane. Gene Ontology annotation, molecular function: olfactory receptor activity; G protein-coupled receptor activity. Gene Ontology annotation, biological process: G protein-coupled receptor signaling pathway. The coding region runs from base 457 to 1407 and encodes 316 amino acids. NCBI's taxonomy places the organism in Eukaryota, Metazoa, Chordata, Actinopteri, Osmeriformes, Osmeridae.
AGAGUACAUCAAGUAACCUCUUGACUCCAAGAGAGAAGUCUUAAUACACACAAAAACUCAUCCUUUUUGAUAAAUAGAUAAAUCUGGGAUUGGCCAUGACCUCUGCUCUUAAGGGGGGUCUGUGUAAGGUGAACAGCACCAGCUGCUGUUUUCAUAUACCUGACAACUCCUUAUAUCUAGAAAAAUAACUUGGUAAUAUAGAGAAGCUUACACAUUAAAUUCAAGCAUAUACAUUUCUUUUAACUUCUCAUUAGAGUUCUAAAGGUUUACAGUAUGAGCACAUUUAGCCACACCCCUCCGCCCUUCACCCGUUUCAAAUCCAAACGGUGUCAAGGGCCUGAAUUCCCUGUCCAUCCACAUGGUAUGAGUUAAUCGUGUUCGAAGGCAUAAAAUGCCACUAUGUGUUUUGUGCCUUUUGGGUUAGGAUCUCAUCAAUAGUCUCUCCCAACACCAGAUAUGACCUUUAGUGACAAUGCAUCAACAGUGACAUGGUUUACUCUUUCUGGGUUUGAUAAGAUGAUGGAACACAGAGCCACGUUCUUCUCUCUAACUUUACUGUGUUACUGUGUGAUUAUACUAGUAAAUUUUGCCCUCAUUUUGACGAUAGUCCUGGAUAAAAACCUCCAUCAGCCCAUGUACAUCUUCCUGUGUAACUUGUGCAUCAGUGGCCUGUUUGGGACUGCAGGAUUUUAUCCUAAAUUCCUUUUUGAUUUACUGUGUCAUCUGCAGGUUAUCUCUCAUGCAGGAUGUAUUAUCCAAACUUUUGUUAUUUAUUCUUCUUCCUGUGCAGAUGUUGUUAUUCUAGCAGUGAUGGCUUAUGACAGGUAUGUGGCAAUCUGUACACCACUGGAGUAUCACUCUGUUAUGACUAAACAGAGGAUCACUGUGUUAGUCUAUUAUCCCUGGCUCUCUGUUUUCUUUAUAUUGACUGUUUCUGCUAUAUUAACAAGCAAACUGAGGUUAUGUGGAUCACUCAUAGAGAAGCUCUACUGUGCAAACUGGUCUAUUGUUAAACUUUCCUGCUCUUCAAUUACAGCAAAUAAUAUAAUAGGGUAUAUUGCUAUUCUUUUCUAUGUUGCACAUAUAAUAUUAAUUUUUUGUUCAUAUGCAUAUCUUAUCAGUUCAUGUUUGAAGUCAAUUGAAAAGAGGGGAAAGUUUAUGCAGACCUGCAUGCCUCAUUUACUGUCCUUAAUUAAUGUAGCAGUUGCUCUGCUGUUUGAUGUUUUGUACAGUAGAUAUGGUUCUGCGGACACAUCACAAAACUUUCAGAAUUUCAUGGCGGUACAAUUUUUAGUUAUUCCUCCAAUUCUAAACCCGCUUGUUUAUGGUCUGAAACUGAAGCAGAUUAGAAACCAAAUUUUGAGUUUCUGUAUGAAAAGCACAAGAAAGAAAAAGUCUUUAAUGUAA